Messenger RNA from Triticum urartu, 1614 nucleotides. NCBI's taxonomy places the organism in Eukaryota, Viridiplantae, Streptophyta, Magnoliopsida, Poales, Poaceae. The record is from RefSeq and is a predicted model, not a curated record.
AUGUCCAUACCCCUUCGGACAUGUCUUCUUUCUCGAUGUCGAUGAGGUCGAAGAACACACUUGUGGCCGAUUUUGAUGGGACGGUAGGGAAUGGUCUUUAUUGUUGUUGCAUCGAAGAAGUCGUUGAACGAAGAGUGCGAUGGGCGAUGCAUGAUGACACAACAAUGGUCUAUGGUGUGUUUUACUCUCCCAUGUUUAGUCGAUAAAGGUUUUACCAACGCCUUUGUAUGUCUUGUGGUGAUGCUGCCAUCGUCCAGCUCGAUGUGGUUGCUUUUGUUCAAUAAACCAAACAAUUAUCGCGUCGACACAUUUCUUCUGUUAAUGGAAUCUUAGCAGCUCUUCCGCUAACUUUAAAACAAUUUGAUUGAUUGCGAGAGACAAACCUAUGAGUACAUAGUGCUUUUAAUCCACAGUACUUUUGUCAGCAUCACUUCCUUUGUUGAACAGCUCAGUGUCAAAGGACGAAUUUAGUAGUACUAGGAGAAUAUCACUGUCGGCUGUGGGGCGACGAUGCUUGCUUAAGUACAGUGGCAACGCCAGACUCUUCUGCUCGCGCACUUUACCACCAUGCCGUGGCAUCGGCAGGUCGCGAGCGCGCUGGCCAUGGAGCUCCUGCCGGACAGCAUCCCCGCGGUGUCCGUGGCCGCCGCGGCCGCCGCGCUGUACGCGCGCGCGGCGUCGUCCCUCCUCCGGCCCGGGCUCCCGCGCCUCGCUGCGCUGCUCCCGGUGCUCGCGCUCCUCGCCGCCGCGCCGCUGGCCUUCGCCUCCUCCGCCAUCGUCCGGGGCGUCGCCGCUUUCUUCCUCGCCUGGCUCGGCGCCUUCAAGGUCGCCCUCCUCGCCGCCGGCCGCGGCCCGCUCGACCCGGCGCUGCCCGUGCUCCCGUUCCUCUUCACCGCCCUGCUCCCCGUCAAGCUCCGGCGCGGCGGCGAUGGAGGUUCCGGGGCCAAGUCAGUUUCGCUCGUCUCCUGCGCGGUCAAGGCCGCCGUCAUGGCCGCCCUCGUGGGCCUCUACCGGCUCAACGCCCGGCUGCACCUCUACGCGCGCCUGGCGCUGUACGGCGUCCACACCUACUGCUUCCUGGACCUGCUCCUCCCCUGCGUCGCCGCCGCCGCGGCCGCGCUCGGCAUGGAGACGGAGCCGCAGUUCGACCGGCCGUACCUGGCCUCCUCGCUGCGGGACUUCUGGGGCCGGCGGUGGAACCUCAUGGUGUCGGCCAUCCUCCGGCCGUCGGUGUACGACCCCGUGCGCGCCUGCGCGGGGCCCGCCGCGGGCGUGCUGGCCUCGUUUGCGGUGUCCGGGGCGAUGCACGAGGCCAUGGUGUGCUACCUCAGCCUGCGGUGGCCGCCCGGCGGCGGGAUGGCCGCCUUCUUCGCCCUCCACGGCGCCUGCUGCGUCGCCGAGGGGUGGUGCGCGCGGCGGUGGGCGGCGAGGAGGCCGCCGCGCGCCGUGGCGACGGUGGGUGUGGGGCUGUUCGUGGCGGGCACGUCGUUCUGGCUCUUCUUCCCGGCGCUGCUCAAGGACGGCGUCGAGGAGAGGUUCCUGGACGAGUGGGCUGCCCUGGCGGCCUUCUUCCUCGACGCCGGCGGGAAGAUUCCGUACGUCGCUGUACGGUGA